CCCAACAUCCUGCUGACUGGGACCCCUGGUGUUGGGAAGACAACUCUUGGCAAAGAACUUGCAGAGAAAUGUGGCCUGACAUACGUAAAUGUGGGAGAUCUCGCAAAAGAAGGCAAUUUGUAUGAAGGCUAUGAUGAAGAAUAUGACUGUCCUAUUCUUGAUGAAGAUAGAGUGAUUGAUGAGCUGGAGGAUAAAAUGAGUGAUGGUGGAGUCAUUGUAGACUAUCACGGUUGUGACUUUUUCCCAGAAAGAUGGUUCCAGAUCGUGUUUGUGCUGAGAACAGACAAUUCCUUGUUGUAUGAAAGGCUUGAAAGCAGGGGAUACAAGGAGAAAAAACUUCAAGACAACAUCCAGUGUGAGAUCUUCCAGACUAUCUAUGAAGAGGCUGCAGAGUCAUACCAAUCAGAAAUUGUUCAUCAGCUGCCCAGUAACACACCAGAAGACCUGGAGAGAAACCUGGACCAGAUCACACAAUGGAUUCAGCAGUGGAGGAAUGACAAUAACUAA
Molecule: messenger RNA, 507 nt
Organism: Staurois parvus
Lineage: Eukaryota; Metazoa; Chordata; Amphibia; Anura; Ranidae
Source: the annotation of a GenBank genome assembly